This is a messenger RNA of Saccharomyces mikatae IFO 1815, 1335 nucleotides long. RefSeq names its product Pci8p (gene PCI8). The record is from RefSeq and is a predicted model, not a curated record. Lineage: Eukaryota; Fungi; Ascomycota; Saccharomycetes; Saccharomycetales; Saccharomycetaceae. The transcript has a single exon. Bases 1 to 1335 code for a protein of 444 amino acids. Gene Ontology annotation, cellular component: COP9 signalosome.
AUGUUUUAUGGCGCCAAAGGACCCAUAUUGAUUGAACGUAUUGGUCAUUUACUCUCUGUCAAUUAUGGUAGUAAAGAUGAAAGAAAACAAUGGGCAAUUCAAGGCAUAAGCUAUUUGCAGGAAAUUCACUGUACAAACACACCUUAUCUGGAUAUCCUAAUAGAGGAGAGUGGGUUAAGACCUGUUAAUAUACUGAAUAGCCAACUGGUAAGUAAUCCUCAUUCUUCGUUACUUGGAGGAUUCGAUGAAAAUACUGCACGAGAUAUAAUUUCACAUAAUUUCCAUAAUGCAAUAUUUCAAAUGGAGUCACAAGAAGUUCCAUUGAGUCAGCGAUGUCAGCAUUUAGAAAAAAUCACCCAAAUAUCGUUAUUGUGUAAGAACUUUAAAGGCGUUGAAGAAAUCGAAUAUAAUGUGAAAAGUAUUAUUCAACGGCGUGAGAAUUAUGAUAAUUCUGGUCCCGUGAUAGAGCGUGGGACCGGUCGUGAAACUGCUCAAGAGGAUGUUUUUUCACUUGUGAGAAUACAAAUAUUGCUCUGUGUCUCUUAUUUCUUACAAGAAAGAUAUUUUGACUGUUGCACAAAAUUCUUUACAAUAAUGAAUUCAGAACCAUUGACACUGAAGGUUCUUUCAGAACAUUUUAAUAGUGUUGAUUUCAUAUCGAAAGAGGAGUUUAUGAUGAUGCUGAAUAUAUCUGUACUCAUUUCCAUACCAUUGGAUAAUUAUGAUGAUUUUAUUUACUUGAGUGAUUUAAAGCAGUUUUUUUGUAUGACACCAUUGUUGGUUACUUGUCUCGAACUGCUAAUAAACACAAACUUCAACAAGUUUUUCAAAAUUUGGCAUGGAGAGAUAAAUGGGAUGUGUGUGAAAAGUCUUUUUCUGGAACCGAGCUGGUCAUCAUCCGCUGCAAUUAUUAUGAGAUGUAAAAUUUACUUCUUUUACUUGAGAAUAUCAAAAAAGCUACAGUUUACUUAUUUAUCAUCUACAUUAGGUAUUGAUCUGGAAGAUAUUAAGAAAGAGUUAACGAAGCUUAUAAUAUCAGGACAGUUAAAUUUCGAAAUCGAUGAUGAUGUAAUACAUUUUGAGGAUAGCUCUAUCUUACAAAGUAUCAUCAAUGAAAUUAGCAAAAAUGGUACCAUAAUCAACGGGGUUAUAGAUAAGCUAAAAAAUCAAAAUUUGGAUUUGAAAGAUAUUAUUCAAAGUAAUCCUGUACAGUAUAGCAGUAAUAAUAAUACAGUAAAUAUCACUAGUAGUGAAAGCACUGAAGAUAUGGAUAUAGACGAAGUUAAUAACAGGAGUGACAUUAGUGAUUCAGAAGGCAAUUUGUUUGAAAGUUGA